Amphiprion ocellaris (clown anemonefish) is the source of this 1460-nucleotide messenger RNA. RefSeq lists its product as uncharacterized. NCBI's taxonomy places the organism in Eukaryota, Metazoa, Chordata, Actinopteri, Pomacentridae. Bases 1 to 1035 code for a protein of 344 amino acids. The record is from RefSeq and is a predicted model, not a curated record. The transcript has 6 exons.
AUGUGUUCCCCCUUUUCAGAUACUUCCGUCCUGUCCUCGUGCACAGACACCUUGUCACUAUCAUCACGCUCAUCAGACAGUGAUGCUUCUCUGAUGUCGCCAAAAAGACAACGCAUUGAUGACACCUUUCUUAUGUCCCCAAAAAGUCAGCAUAUUGAUGAUAGUUCAUCACAAGCCAGAGAGUUUGUCAAAAGAGUUCUGGAACAAAAGCCUGGAGGUGAGAAGAUACUUAAAGAAUAUGCAGUGAGAGGAGAGAUGAAAGACCGAACACGUCGUGACCUCAUCAACAUUGUUGUUGCUCAUCUGGUGGAAAAGUAUGGGCGUGCUCCACCUAUGGACAAAAGAACACAGUGCGCACUGGGGAUAGUAACAUUGUUCCCCUCUCUAAAAGAUCCCUACUCCAAAAAAGGCUAUGUGUUGCAAGACUUUGACCUGUUAUUUGGAGCUGAGACUGCAUCAAAACUCCUCGAGAAAUGGGGAACACUCAAGUCCAAAGUCAUACAGCAAGCCAAAAACCUCAGCAAGACACCCCUGCUUGACUACUUCAUCCAGUCUGCUGAGGAGAACCCUGAUGAGGAUGGCGAGGUCCCAGGUUGGGAUAGUGACAUGGCUUCACUGCUACUGCUGGUCUUCCUCUUGCCACCACCACCAAGUGGAAAGAAGGGAGCUGUGAAGAUCAGUAUCCGGGAAGCUGUGGACCAUGUAGUCAGGUUUCAAAAGUCAUGUCGCAGCCUUCAGGAGCACUCUGGUACAGAGCAGCGGAGGCAGCCCUACAUCCUAGCAGUUGGGACGACAAGAAGAAGCAUCCAUGAGUACUACAUCACAUUGGAUGGUGAGCUCCUUCCCUGCAAGGCCAAGUCUUCCCUGUCAGCCUUUGAUGAACUUUUCAAAACACAUUAUGUGUUUGGCAUCUCUUAUAGUCAGGCUUUAAGCAGCAUGUACACAUUUGUGCAGACCAGCAUAUACAACAUUGAUGUAGGUCUUUCUCACGAACCUCCUAGAGUCAAGGACCUUAGAGCUAAGCUCCUCAACUGAAGAAUUCUGAUGUAUAAAUGCUUUGUUUGCAAAUCCAUUUUUGUCACCAUUCAAAAGUUGCCCAUUAGUUUCAUUACUCUGAUGGUUCUUUUGUAUGGUAAUCCACAUUAUAUUUUUGUUGUAAUAGGAUUUUUGGACUGUUGACUUUUGAAAUAUUUUUGCUUUCAUGUCCAAUAUGGGGUCAGUUUAUUUUGAAUUCAGAAAAGAAGGAUUAUCUUCAGAGCUGAAAAAAAAAAUGAAACGAAGGCACUUUAUAUCUUAUGAUGAUUCGAAUUCUUUAUGGCUGACCUGCUAAUUGCUUUAAAUGUCUGUUAUCUGCCUUGUUAACCGACUGAUAAGCAGCAAGCAGGGAUGGGUUGGUUCAUUACAUAUCAGCAUUUAAAUAACAAACAGGUUAUAUUAUUACUGUUAAAAUCACAUGUAAA